CACACCAAUGACAGAGACAUUGCCUCUGGGCCAAAGCGCCACUAAUAAAAGUUUAAUAAAAAAAUAAAAUAAAAUAAAAUAAAAUACUUAAACCGAGAAACCCUUCACUUUAUAAGCCUACACACAACAAAUAUAUUAAUGAGGAAAUUAUAUUAAAGGGUAAAGGGAUCUCAGUAGGGUUGAGGUUAAGUUGGUCCAGAAGGGCUCACACCACUGUGGUCAACAAGGGAAGGCAGAUUGUUUAUUAAGGGGGUUCAGAUUUUCUGAAAGGUUGCAGGUUUCAUUAUGACAUUAUAUGGGGCAUUUUAAGGCACAAGGGCAUUUAUCCAGUGCCUAAGUGAUGGGGAAUCAGAAUUGAUUUUUUAAAAAGUAUUUCUCAUAGGCGUUCUCUAGUAGGGUAGUAGUGUCCUGGUCCAUUUGGUUGGUUUUACAUGUUCUGUAGACCAUAUUUCUAUCAAUUUUGUGUAACCUUAAGUGGCGUAGUAUGUCAUGAUUAUAUUGUAUAGUAUAUUUCACCUUUGUUGUGCAAUUUCUGUUGAUUGAUACUUUUUUUUUUCAUACUUUCACAAUACCUAUUUUUUUUAGGUCUUUUAAUACUAGGCAACUUCAUCUGCAUCCCUACAAGAUGUUGUCGUCUACAACCACUACCACCGUUCCCAUCUCCCUCAAUACCCCACGUGAUCCAUCCCUCACAGUGACCCCCACCUCCCACCACGUCGCCAUGCAAACCUACUGGACAGAGGUGGAGAGCAUCGAGGAAGAACGAGAAGAGGAGGAGGAGGAAAGUAAAAGUGUAGAUGAGGUGGACAUGGAGGAAGCCUGGUUGAUGGGGGCGGGGUUGUCCUCGCUGGUGACAGGCUCCUUUGAGGAGGACACGUCACUGACAGCGGAGGCGCUGUUGUCCACUCUAACCCGUCAGCAGGCAGCAACGGUAAAGAACAGGCUGGAUAAUUACAACGAGACGCUGAGGAAAAAAAAUAGGCAGCCAGUCAAAGACGUCCGAGACAUUUUUACUCAGUCCAGGGAUGACCCAACAGACUCAUGCUCCUCACCCACCUCGGAGUACAGCCAGUCACCCACCAGAUAUCAUGUGACGACAAAGACAAUACGGCGGACAACACAGAGGGUUCGACCCUCCCUGCACUCCUUGUUUUUUGAUGCUGGACUGAUGGAAGAUGCAGACUCGGUGGCACUAAGCCCGCUCCCUCCUCACACUCAGCCACCACCUGUCACUCAGUCAAGACAAGCUGAUUGGCUGGUCAGAGACUCCUCGUACUCAGACGGUGUGGACGAGCACAAACAGGGUGGGGCCUGUUGGGACUGUCUGCAUUCCCAGGGUGACGACAACAGUGACGUGCCAUUCGUACCUAUUGCGCCCUCACAGGGUCUCACUUGCACUGAUGACCUUUCAUCAUGUGACCUCACUCAGCUCAGCUUUAUCUCGCACAUUGAACUAUCAACGUUUCUAUUUGCGCUGGGCAUUCAAAGCAAGGAGACACGCCAGCCGCGCCACAGAAGCCAAGACACUGGUGUUUUUGGGGUUCCCUUGAAGGUUCUGUUAGAGAAUGACAGGAAGAAAUUCCCCGGAGUUAAGGUUCCUGUUGUCUUUCAGAAGUUGCUGUGUAUUGUGGAACAGACGGGUCUCCAGACUGAGGGGAUUCUCAGAGUACCAGGCUCGGCAGCUAGAGUUAAGCACUUGCGUAAAGAGAUAGACAGAACUUGUGGGACCGUAGACUGGUCAACGGUCACACACGUGGAGGCUGCAGCCCUGCUCAAGCUUUUCAUCAGAGAACUGCCGACCCAUUUGCUUACUCACAGUCACCUGGGCAGCUAUCAAGCAGUGCUGAGAAUUUCUUCAGUCGUUCAUCAGGUCCAGGCUCUUCAGCUUCUCACUCUUCUACUUCCUGAAGAAAACCGACAAAUGCUUCGAGCUCUGCUGCUUUUCCUGCGUCAGGUGGUCUCACACCAGGACCACAAUCGGAUGUCUCUGUGGAAUGUCUCCCUGGUGAUGGCUCCCAAUUUGUUUACCUGCUGCCAUCGCCACAAGCAGAAAGCUGCCAGACAACUGGAGGAAAUGGAAGAUGCAGUGGGCGGGGCUCAGCUAGUGCGACUGAUGAUCACGCACCAGGAGCUGCUGUGGACAGUUCCAAAGUUCCUGUUGUCGCAGGUAAGACAGGUGAACCAGGUCAGCGGUCAAAAACAGUUUGGUCUGUCGAAAGCAAAGCGAAGACUCUUGAGGAGGAAAAACGACAAAAACCACAGAGACCAGAUAACAGAGCUGUGUGAAGGUGUGAUCCGAGUUCAUGCACCGUUACACACCAAGGUUUCCACGGCAAUACAACUGGACGGUCAAACCAAAGCCAGAGAUGUCACUGCUCACUUUCAGUGUGAAAACAGUCCUGUUCAGUAUUUAUACGAAGUGGGUGGAAACAUCUGUGAGCGUCGUCUUCAUCCAGACUGCGUUUUAUUGGAGGUCCACAGGGUCAAUCCUCACUGUGAUUGGCUGAUCAAACCAUGACGCGGACAAUUUCCAUCACUACCUGUCCAGGAGAACUUUUAAAAUGUCUCACCACCACAGGUGUUUGACAAUCUGGAUCUUGUCUCACAAAGUGCCUUACCGUCAAUCUUGCAUCUCAGUACCUAUUUAGUCACAGAACAACCCGAGCAACCAAGCUACCUGUCUUACCUUCUUUGAAUCCUGGGAGCGAAACCAACUAUUAAGAGUUAAGAUUUAUUAUCACUCAAUUUAAACUAAAAUCGUACCUUUUUGAAAUAAGCAAAAACAAAUGCAUCAGAACUCAAUGUACCAGAAAAUGACAUUACCAGGAAACUGUGAUCUUCUCGACUGCAGUUCCAAGGCACAAAAUAAAACUGAACACUAACUGUAAUCCAAAAUUAUGCUGAGAAAGAGAAAGAAGAAUUAUGGUGCAGACUUUGAGAGUAAGAGUAAAGAAUAAAAAUAUGUGGUCAUACUAAAACAGGAAGCCCCGACAAAACAGAUGGAAAUGUGCUCGCCCUUAAAUUUGUUCUCCUGAAUUUGUCCCAUGCAAUGUUUCUACUAUUUAGAUGAUUUAUUUAGAUGAAUCCAUGAAGCACAUUAUGUAUUACAGAUUAUUUAAGGAAUAAACACAAGUGACUAUUAGCUAUAGCAGAUGCCAAAACAAUACAAAUGAACUGAAUGGGUGGAGAACAAGGUGGAUAUUUUGUCUUUUUAUUUUAUUUUAUUUAUUUAUUUAUUUAUUUAUUUAUUUAUUUUUGCACUAAACCAACUACCAUAAAGUUGACUGAUUUCUUUACACACUAUCAUUGACUGGUCUGAUCGGCAGUACGCAUUUACUGAACUCAUUUACUGGAAAUACCUAAACCUGGGGUGGUAAAGUGUUCCAGAAAAAGGGCAGCUGUAGCAGCAGGUUUUUGUUCCAACCAAUCAGCAGCACACCUGACUUGGCCCUUUUAAUCAACGUAUCUGAACCUCCAGACAGCUGAUAGGUCAGUCACUGUGCUCUGGAUAGGUUGGAACCAAACCCCUGUAACCACAGUGGCCCAUUGUGGAACUGUUUGCCCCUGACCUAAACUGUCUCUUUUGCGUGGUGACGAUAUUAUACGACUACAGUAGCCUCUGGAUAUGGUUGCACCAAAAUAAAAAUCCUUGGGGGAAAUACAAAA
Cynoglossus semilaevis (tongue sole) is the source of this 3666-nucleotide messenger RNA. RefSeq names its product Rho GTPase activating protein 28 (gene arhgap28). The transcript is spliced from 14 exons. Gene Ontology annotation, biological process: signal transduction; negative regulation of stress fiber assembly; regulation of small GTPase mediated signal transduction. The record is from RefSeq and is a predicted model, not a curated record. Gene Ontology annotation, cellular component: cytoplasm. Lineage: Eukaryota; Metazoa; Chordata; Actinopteri; Pleuronectiformes; Cynoglossidae. Gene Ontology annotation, molecular function: GTPase activator activity. Bases 626 to 2518 code for a protein of 630 amino acids.